Molecule: messenger RNA, 927 nt
Organism: Aspergillus affinis
Lineage: Eukaryota; Fungi; Ascomycota; Eurotiomycetes; Eurotiales; Aspergillaceae
Product: glycosyltransferase family 8 protein
Exons: 3
Coding region: 1-927 (308 amino acids)
Molecular function (GO): glycosyltransferase activity
Source: RefSeq, a predicted model, not a curated record
AUGACUCAAUCCAACUCUUCAAAACGCAUCUGGGCCUCCCUAAUAACCAACCUCGACUACCUCCCCGGCCUCCUCACGCUCUCGCACUCCCUCCGCGCCAGCAACACCGCCUACCCAUUCGUCGCUUUCUACACCUCCUCGUUCCCCGCCGAAGGCCUCGCUGCUCUGCGCGCGCGGGGUAUCGAGACACAACAUGUUCCGAACCUCCAGCCCGGGAACAGUAAUAGAGUGUAUGCGCAUGAUCCGCGGUUCCAGGAGACGUGGACGAAGCUGGUUGUGUUUUCGUUGACGCAGUAUGAGCGUAUUGUACUCCUGGAUGGGGAUAUGUUGGUGAGGAGGGAUAUGGAUGAGUUGAUGAAGUUGGAGUUGGAUGGUGAAGGUGCAGGUGAAGAAGGAACGAGGGUCUUUGCGGCUAGUCAUGCUUGCGCGUGUAAUCCGUUGAAGAAGGGACAUUAUCCCAAGACUUGGAUCCCGUCCAAUUGCGCCUUCACAAGCCAACACAGCAACCCCACAGAGGCCCAAACCCACGGCGCACCGUCCUCAACCGGUGUGGGGAUGCUAAACAGCGGCCUCCUGGUCGUCGUGCCCUCCACGCGCACCUUUUCCUUAAUCACUGAUACCAUGAACACCCCGUCACGGACCGACCACUACGACUUCCCGGACCAGGAGCUCUUAUCGGACGUAUUCCGCGGGCGAUGGGUGGCGCUGCCGUAUGUGUAUAAUGCGCUGAAGACGCUGCGGUGGGAAGGGGUGCAUGAUGCGAUUUGGCGGGAUGAGAGCGUCAAGAACGUGCAUUAUAUUUUUGCGAAGAAGCCGUGGCAUGAGGAUCCCCAGGACGAGAUGGACGAGACGCAUCGGUGGUGGUGGAGGGCGAAUUUAGAGAGACAGGAGAGGGAUCGAGAGGGGGGUAUUACAGAUGGAUUUUAA